Messenger RNA from Homarus americanus (American lobster), 2115 nucleotides. RefSeq names its product zinc finger RNA-binding protein-like. The record is from RefSeq and is a predicted model, not a curated record. Gene Ontology annotation, molecular function: zinc ion binding; double-stranded RNA binding; single-stranded RNA binding. Lineage: Eukaryota; Metazoa; Arthropoda; Malacostraca; Decapoda; Nephropidae. Gene Ontology annotation, cellular component: precatalytic spliceosome.
UUCAAUGCGGCUACAUAUUUUACGUUUCCAUUGUUUACUGGCAGUAAAUGCCACAGCAUUGCCUGUGUAUAUGCAGCAAACAUCUCAGCCAGCUGUAACUGUAGCUGCUGUGAAAACUACAGGCAAUACUUGGCAAACUUUCAAGAAACCUGGAACUAUGCAGGGCAAGGCUCAGAAGCCUAAGGCACCCCCAAAACCACAGCAGCUUCACUAUUGUGAUGUUUGUAAGAUAAGUUGUGCAGGACCUCAAACUUACCGGUACCGAGAACAUCUUGAAGGCCAGAAGCACAAGAAAAAAGAGGCGGCUGCAAAGGCUGGACCAACGCCGUCCUGCCAUGCAGCCUCGCUGCGUUGUGAACUCUGUGAUGUCACCUGUACCGGUGCAGAUGAAUAUGCUGCUCACAUUCGUGGUGCCAAACAUCAAAAGGUUGUAAAACUUCACCAAAAAUUGGGCAAACCAAUUCCAUCAACUGCCCCUGUUGUAGUUGGAGGUACAACCAAGACAUCAACCACCACGUCAGGAGCUACUGUAGGUGCUAAGACUACCACUAGUGGAGGUACAGCAGCUACCACAGGUACCCUAACUGCUACAGAUGGCAAGAAAGAUGACCUAAAGGAUGAUUUGUUAGACCUCAAGGAAAGUGACGUUGAACCUGCAGGACAAGAUUAUAUUGAAGAAAUUAAAAAUGAAGAAGGCAAAGUGAUCAGUUUCAAUUGCAAGUUGUGUGAGUGUCGUUUCAAUGAUCCCAACGCCAAAGACAUUCACUUGAAGGAUCGUCUUCAUCAAUUAAGGUACAAGAAAAAAGUUAAUCCAGCAUCAGUUGAGGAAUUCAAACCAUCGGCGCUUCAACGUGAACUUCAAGAAGAAAAGCUUCGCCGCCAACAGAUGCUACACUGGGAAGAUCGGAGAAGGUACGAAGAGGAGUGUGAAUAUCACGACUGGUGCCGCUGUUAUCCUAGAGGCCUUCUUGGACCUCCUCCCAUGAUGCCGCCUGGUAUGCCAAGACCGCCUGGAAUGCCUCCAAUGAUGCCUAUGCGCAGACCAGAUUCUAGUGAUGAUCGCCAUGUUCUAGCAAAGCAUGCAGAAAUAUAUCCCAAAGAGGAGGAGCUCUGGGCUAUCCAGAAGAUUGUGUCCAACACAAAAAAGGCUCUGAAAAUGGUGUCUGACUACUUGGCAGAGGUAGAUGCCCCCAAGGAACAGCAGGUUAUGCCAAAGGCUAAAAAAGACGUAAAAGAAGAAGAUCCUAAAGGAGAUGAUGAUAAAAAAGAUGGUGAAAAGAAGGAGGAUGGUCCACCUCGAAUGCUGAAGUGUGUGAUGCGAGUGGGUAUUUUAGCAAAAGGACUCCUGUUGCGAGGAGACACUAGUGUGCAGUUGGUGGUGCUCUGUGGAGAUAAACCUACACGGACUUUAUUAGACAGAGUUGCAGAUAAUCUCCCAAAACAGCUAGCGGUGGUGGCACCGGAAGACAAGUAUGAGAUACAGAGAGUCGUGGAAGAAGCAGCAUUAGUUGUACAGAAUAUUGGAGAGCAGCGGAUUUCGGUGAAUGUGACCCUAACUUCUCCCAUUAUGAGGGAACAGCUUCUUCAUGAUGGAGACUCCCAGGUGACCGCCGCCAAGGAUCCUCCAGAUGCGCUCGACAAGCAGAAAUGUCUGGACGCUCUUGCCGCCAUCAACCAUGCCACGUGGUUCCAGCAUGCCUUGCGGUUGAUUGCAUCCCGUCAGAUACACAAGGUGCUUGGAAUGGACCCAUUUCCACCACCAAAAUUCCAGCGGGGUGGCCGCUUCACUAAUAAGAGGAAACGUGAUAAUUCCACAAGCGAGGGUAAUGACUCCGAGGGUUGAGAUGGAAAGAAAGACAAGAAAGAGGAUGGUGAAGAUUCCAAGAUGGAUAUGGAUAAGGAGACCAAGUAAAAUAAAAAAAAUAUUAAAAGGUGCUGGAAUAGUCGUUAUAUUUUGCUAAUAAUUUUAAGGCAACUUGUCCUUGAUCUUGAUAAUCCUUUUGUUGAUUAAAAUUUCAACACAUCUACUAUGAAGUGUUGAUAGUUGUGUUUUUAACAGGCAGUGUUCCUGCAUUAAGUACUUUUUUAAAUAAAAUGUAUUCCAAUUUAUUCACA